Messenger RNA from Malassezia vespertilionis, 1815 nucleotides. It is a transcript of the gene DCP2, whose product is annotated as 5'-(N(7)-methylguanosine 5'-triphospho)-[mRNA] hydrolase. Bases 1 to 1815 code for a protein of 604 amino acids. Gene Ontology annotation, cellular component: cytoplasm; P-body. Gene Ontology annotation, biological process: deadenylation-dependent decapping of nuclear-transcribed mRNA; nuclear-transcribed mRNA catabolic process, nonsense-mediated decay. The record is from RefSeq and is a predicted model, not a curated record. NCBI's taxonomy places the organism in Eukaryota, Fungi, Basidiomycota, Malasseziomycetes, Malasseziales, Malasseziaceae. Gene Ontology annotation, molecular function: RNA binding; manganese ion binding; 5'-(N(7)-methylguanosine 5'-triphospho)-[mRNA] hydrolase activity. The transcript has a single exon.
AUGGGAAAAGUCACGGCAGAGGAGCUGCUGUGCACGCCAAAAACGACUACGGUCAAAAACGAGCUCGAGGAUCUAAGCUGCCGAUUUAUAGUGAACUUGCCUGCAAAUGAGCUCGCAAGUAUUGAGCGGAUCGUAUUUCAGGUCGAGCAGGCGCACUGGUUCUACCUCGAUUUUGUGUGUGCCGCGCACUCGGACCUUCCGAAGAUGAACCUGCGUCGGUUUGCGCAGGAGCUGCUGCAGGUCUCGUCACUCGCUGUGCCGCUCAUUGGCUUGUACCUGGCGCAGGGGCCGAAAAGCUUUGAAAAGGUCUACUCGCAGUUCUUGCAGUACAAGACACGCGUGCCCGUAUGCGGCGCGAUUCUCCUCAACGAGACGUGGGACAAAUGCAUCCUGGUCAAAGGAUGGAGCGGGAAAGGCUCCUGGACAUUCCCGAAAGGCAAGAUCAACCAGGACGAGUCGGAACGCGAUUGUGCAGUGCGUGAAGUGUGGGAAGAAACGGGCUUCGAUGCCGGCGCGUUGCUCCCUGCGGAUAGCAAUGACUACUUGGAGCGCACGAUGCACGAGCAGAAAAUUCGUGUGUUUAUCGUGCCGGGCGUAAAGGAAGAUACCAAGCUGGAGACGCUGACAAGGUUCGAAAUUUCCCAGAUUGCAUGGUUCCGCAUUGCGGACUUGCCCACACUGAAGAGCCCGAAAAAGCCCAACGCCGAGCUAGGGGGAAAGUUUUACCAUGUCACCCCGUUCGUCAGCCGAUUGCGACAGUGGAUCAGUGCAAACAAGCGCACGCAUCCAAACAGGCCGUCUACGCCGGCUCCAAAGAAUGCUGGCGGGGCCAGCGUCAGUCUGGACGCCUUGUUUGGCAGUGCGCAGCCCCAGGCUGCGGCACGUUUGUCUGCGCCGAGCACCGUCCCUGGCAUUAUCGACCUGCCGCCCGCCACGGCGCAGCAAAUGACCAAGGAUCGGGGUAUGCACACCGCGGCACAGCAAGUGCCAGCGCCCACGCCACAACACGCUCAGAAGCCAGAGCCAGAGCCAAACUCGGCCAAGCUUUUGCUCCAUCUCUUGCACGGAUCCAAGCCCGUUCCUGCGCCUGCGCCUGAGCAGAAAGAGCAUCGUGUGGAUGGGACCGCGGCGCUGCGAAACUUGCUUGGCCUUGCGCCAUCGCAGCAGCCACAGAAUGCACAAAGUGAGCAAAAAGAUGAGCAGCGCAAGCGGAUGCUGUCGAUCUUGGGCAUCGGCGCACCGCCGCAGCCUGCACCGCGCGAUAUGCUGUUGGCUACACUUACCGGAGCACAUCACCCACAGCUGGUGCCGAGCUUGCAGCCAGCCAGUGCGGCUUCCAGGUCUCUUGAUGUACACGAGUCGCUUGCAGCGCAGCAUCAAAUGCACCCUUUGUACCAACAAGGGCCGCCGCCCCAUGCAGGCCAACAAUCCAUGCCCCAGACGCUUUUUCCAGCGCAACCACAAAACAUGCCGCAAGCCCCGCCAGCGAGCCACCAACAAAACCUCUUGUCGACAUUGCUGGGCCCGGCACAAACCUCCUCGAAAAUACCUACGCCUACACAUGCUUUGAGUCCUGCAAAGAAUACAUCGCGUUCAAUCACACCGUUUCGUCUCGGCGCGAUAGGAACGCCUCCAUCGCAAAGCCAAUGCGUUACGCCUUCAGACGGUACGCCGCAGCAGCUCUCUCCGCAGCACAGUGGUGUCCAGCCAGCAAGCCUUUUGUCUAUUCUGAAUGCACCGCAACCCGCGAGCGAACCCCGUGCUCCUCAAACUACGCAUUCGAAUACGCUGCUCAAUACAUUGAUGGGGAAGUGA